Molecule: messenger RNA, 5578 nt
Organism: Lytechinus pictus (painted urchin)
Lineage: Eukaryota; Metazoa; Echinodermata; Echinoidea; Temnopleuroida; Toxopneustidae
Product: potassium channel subfamily K member 4-like
Exons: 2
Coding region: 192-1139 (315 amino acids)
Biological process (GO): potassium ion transmembrane transport; stabilization of membrane potential
Cellular component (GO): plasma membrane
Molecular function (GO): potassium ion leak channel activity; outward rectifier potassium channel activity
Source: RefSeq, a predicted model, not a curated record
ACAAUGAAAAAAAAAGUCAGACGUAAUCAUAACCAUAUAAAAAUCCAUUUACGACAUAGCAUCAUUACCAAGUAAUGCUCUCGCUUGACAUUAUGUUGCUAACUUCUAAAUUGAUGUGCGAUUGUUUGACAUGUCAACGUCGAGUUCAUUACCUCAGGAACUAACACGGGGACUAAAUAAAGCGUUCGAAAAUGAAGGAGAGAUCGAAAAAAUCUGGCAUUUUAAGACCGUUCGUACGGUUCAUCAUUUUGAUAAUUUCUAUGUUUAUUUAUUUAGCGAUUGGCGCCGUUGUCUUCAAUCGCCUUGAGAAUGACAACAACAUUGCUUCACAGAGAAAACUUUACGAAUCCCUGAUCGAAUUCAUGGAUGAUCACCCAUGUCUUUCGAACGAAUCACUUCAAUACUUCUUUGAGAAUGUGGACAAAGCUAUUGAAAUGAGUGUGGUGAGUGUGACACGACAAUCAAGGAUCAGAGAUAGUAGCGCCUUAUGGGAUAUACCAGCUUCGUUCUUCUUCACUUCUACUAUUGUCACUACAAUAGGUUAUGGAAAUUUUGCCCCUAAGACUGACGGAGGUCGUAUUUUCUGUUCAUUCUAUGCAUUCAUUGGGAUCCCUCUAACUGGAUGGUUUCUUCUUACAAUCGGUGACGCCCUUCAGGUAUACUGGAAUAAGAUAAGACAUCAGACACAUCGUCUUACUGUAAAGAUACCACAUGAGCUCACCCGUAGAUGCAUUCAUUUUAUUAUCUAUUCGACGUUCAUCCUCAUUAUCCUCCUCCUCUUUCCUGGUUUUGUCUUGAUGUACACCGAAGGCUGGAGUUACCAAGAUGCCGUCUACUACUGCUUCAUAACGUUUAGCACGAUUGGAUUCGGCGAUCUGGUGGCGGGGGAUUCACAGAAGCACAAUGUAGGCUUGUGGAUUUUGAAUGUAACUCAUGUGGUAUUUCUAUUAAUGGGACUGAGUAUUAUGUCUAUGGCACUGAAAGGGAUGGGUAAUUCUCAGAAGACGAGUUACAAGAAAGCAAAGACAGCGGUUCGAGACCUCGUUCAGAAAGCAAGUAGGAAGAAGAGGCAGAAGUCUCCACCAGUGACAAUACCCAUUGAUUUGAAUACAUCAAACGUUUCAAAAUCUCAAGUUUGACAUUAAAACUUCAACAGUUUAAACUUCUUGGAGCUGUUUAAUGUUCCCCAGAUAAAAUUGUAAUAAGCAUUUUGGGUAUAACCAGAAGCAUGUGACGGAUCCGAGAUUUCAUUAGUGAUGGGCACGGAAAUGGGGGCAGUUUCUUCAGAACUUUCUAAGAAGCCAAAGAGAAGAGCCCUCACCCCUGGAUUCGCAUCUGCGGAAAGUGUAGUGAUAGAUUCCACCAUGCAGAGAAAGGGACCUCGUCGAGUUCGAAAAUAUCGGACACGUGUGCUGUCGCUAUGUGUGGUCAUCAGUACCCGCGAAGGGCACAGGAGGGCUGCAAAGUUUGAUUAUCGUUCUAUCAACAAAAUGCACCAAACUCUUUAAAACUAUAGAUGUCGAAUUAAAAAAAAACACGCAAAAAAUUGACACCACUGUCAGUGCAUGGAGCUAUUAGCUCACCGUGGUCAGUGUUAGUAUAUUAGCAAUAUCAAGUUACAUAUCUUUAUUGUGGAAAACUUUGAUUCACAUUAUAAUCUACCAGGCUUUGGGGGUCAUCGGGGACCCCUGGAGCCACACCCAGAGACUACGUUUGAUUUGACAAACGUAUUUUAUGACACGAAUAAUCUCUAUCCUCGUUCUCACUGUCGAGCGAUCAGUUGCGAACGCCACGAUUGGCCUUUCGUAACUGAUCGCGAAAUUUUUUGGACCAUUCCAAAAAGUUUCUACGAUCAAUACGAUUGCCACGAUUGAUCUGAUAUGAUCUGAUACGAUCUUAUAUGACCUGAUACGAUUAUUACGAUUACGCCACGAUUAAGAGCAUAGUCUUAAUCAUGGUGAGAAUUGUAAAAGUGAGAAGGAGGUGAAUUCUUAAGCCCAGCGCACACUAUGCUAUCCGAUGCAACACUAUUUUUUUAUACAUCGCAUUUUGCAUUACAUGAAAGUUCCAAGAGGUAAAAUUAUUUUAUUUGAAGUUCUGCAUAAUAUUAGGAAUAAUAAAAUCAUAUUAUUGCUUUUCGGCAAGCCCCUUGGUAAGAAGUAAAGUCCAAAUCGGCUUCAAGUCGCAGCCGAUGAUAACGUCAUUACGAAUUGUAAUUGAUUUUUGCUGUUAUUCCUACAGGGAGGCUCGAACUAGACAGAAUUUAGAUUUCAGUCGUCCUCCUACGAUUUUGAACUUUAACUGCAAACAUCUAUUGGUUGGAAUGUUCAUAUAAAAUGUUAUUACAAUUUCUUUGACAUUUGGGUGUCAUCAAAUCGCUAGUGUGCGCUGCGGGAUCCACUUUUUUUGGCUAUACAGCGCGUCCCAAAAAAUGUCCCUCUGACAUAGGGCUGAAUUAUUUCUAAAAUGUGGUAGUAUUCUCAAAUAAAUGUUCAUGAGUAGAAAGCUCAUUUUAUGAUCUAACUUCUACAAAAAUUUCAUUGGUCGCGCUUUAGCGGUUUUGAAUACACACUCUGCUAUGUAACAGUGGUGCAUUUUAGCCCAUUCCAAGUUUGCAGCAUUGAUGCAUUUCUGCAUUGUCUAUGGCAUGUCAACCUCCAUUUUACAUCCAGGAUCUGAGCAGGCACAUUUCCCUAAACAUAUCCAGGCUACUUUGGUAUGUUCAGAAGGACAAGAAACAUAAAAUAUAAGUUUGUUUGAUGAUUGAUAAGGGGAAUCAACCAACUUGAAAGAAAAUGUGAAUGAUGGAUGAGGAAAAUAAGCUGAAAAAUAAAGGGGAAUUCACAAGUUAAUCACCCUUUGCGAAAAGAAACUUUGCCUGAGAAAAUUUUGUUUUUUUCUUCUUUUAAACAGUUAUGUCCAGUGAUUGAAUUAACUUGACAUCAGUAGCUUAUUAGCUAAACAAAAAGGAAUGAAAACAAAAAUGCAGUAUUGUUGGAAUUAGGCAUGAAACAGACAUGACCCGUUGUCUCAAUCAUUACAUCUCCCGUUAUCAAACAUGAAAUGAACUGUCAAAUACUGUUUUUGCCCUUCUGACUGGGCCUUCUGAACAUGCUCAAGGUUGUGAUUUAAUGAGCCUGGUUAGAUCAUGGAGAUUUCUCUGGUCAGAUCAGGGAAUUCGUUGGUCAGCCUGGUCAGAAUGGUCAAAGUGGGUUGAUAUCCUAUAGAAAGUGCAGAACAACAGCAGUGCUGCAUGCAUGCAAACUUGGAAUGGGCUGAAAAGCACCACUAUUACAUAAUAGACUGUGUAUUCAAAACCACUGAAGUGAGACCAAUUAAAUUUUCAUAGAAGUUAGAACAUGAGAUGAGCUUCCUAAUUCCAUACAUUUCAUUGAAAAUUAUUCUUAUUUUUGGAAGUAAUUAAGCCGCAUAUCAGAGGGACAUUUUUUUUGGGACGCACUGUAUAGGCAGGCCUACAGGUUCCAAGCCAUUUCUAUAGCUAAAAAAAUGUAGGUUGAUAACAACCGAUGACAUCCACUAUUGGCUUUAGGGUACCAGCAUUUAUCAAAACCACGUGGCCAAUAUUCACUGGUGAUCCGAAUCGCAUCAAUAUACAGAAGAGAGUUCAUAUGUUCUUAUCUGACUUAGUGAUCAUUAUUAUGUCGAUGGGGUCAAAUGGAAUACGCGGGUAUAGUAGUAAGAAUAUAACCCUAAUUUAUAAUUGAUAGGCCUAUGAAAUAACAUUACAUCAAUAACAUCAGCAUUAUUAUGAAUUAUUUCGUUUUGAGUGAUAUUGUGAAUUGAUAUUUAAUCUUUAUCUUGUAGAGAUCAGGAAGCAUAUCUGUUAUAAAAGUAUAUAGCAAUGUUUUGUUCUUUCAAUGAGGGGAUAUCUGUUUGCUGAAUUGAGGACGUAGCAUCCUAAACAAACACGAAUUCAUUGAAUCCCUGUUUGUUGCAAGCCUCGACCCAAAACAAAUACCAUACUAUACAUGUCUAGAUUGAAUUUUAGUUAUUAAAAUUGUAUAUAUCCACAGUACUUGUAUGUGAAAUUAGAAGCAUUUCCCUCUUAAUCUAUGUCAGUUUUCUCAAAUCAAAGAGUUAUCUUGCUCAAAAACAAUAAAAUUGUAAUUGUCUUGCUGAGAUUUUGUUUGUCAGUGGAGGUCCACACUUUUCUCCCUUUUAAUAUUCUAUUUACGCAAAUCUAUCUCUAUAAGUCACUAUUUAGUAAGCCAGCUUCUUGAUACUAAUAUAAUUAUGACCAAAGCAUAAACUGAAUAGCACUAUAUUGUGUCAAACAGGAUAUAAAAUUAUCAUGAUAUAGAAUUACUUACGACUGAACAUGCAAAAAAAAAUCAGAUUUAUUGUAGUGCAGGAGAUAACGUCUUCAAAAUCUGAUUGUGCAGAUCAAAUUGCAUUCAUAUACGAAUCACUUUACGAAUUACUGGGUUAAGAUGAGCAAAUAUGAAAUUGAUAUUCAUAUUAGUCCUUUAGUCAUUCCUUGAUGAAUUCGCAGAUAUUGUUGACUAUAAUUAUUAAUAGUGUUUUAAUCUAGAGACGGUGCAAGUGAUUGAAAAUAGGAAUAUUGUCGGCGUGUAUGAUAAAGCCAUGCAUCAUUUAUCAAUAUAUUCUUUCUUUCUUUCUUUUGUUUUUCUCUCUCCUUUUAUUUUUUCCCAUCACUUGAAAAACAAUUGGAGAGUACUUCGCCCUCAACCCCUAACCAUAAUUUAUAGCACCCUCCUAGCAGUAACUAGUAUAUGCUUUUUGUCUAAAUUUAAUUGAAAUUAUUCGAAACGUAGCUUUACUUUGUAAUAAUAUGUGGGGAUACAUUUUCGUCGCAUAUAAAAUAUCGGCACUUCAUAGUCUAGUAUAGUUCGCAAAGUUGUGCAUAAUUAUAGACACUAUAAUUUAAAUCAAAACCUGGUUUAAAGUUGUAGUUUAACUAUGGAGAGUCAGUUGGGGCACAGUACACAUCAAAUUUAUUAACUCAUUUGACACUCAAAUUGUUCAUAAUUGUCUGCAUAGGAAUGAUAACUAUUCAAACUAUUUUGAAGUAUCUGUCUUCAUUAUUAUGUAAGCAACAGGAAACAAAAUAGUAAACAUAAGAGAUAUGAAAUGUAAAAUUUGGGAUAAGUUUGUCUUAUCAUAAUUUUAGCACUGACUUAGACCGUGGCCUAAGCCAUUGCUAAUAUCAUGAUAAGCCAAAAAUUCAAAAACUUUAUGAACACUUUACGCUUUAAUAUUUAUUGUGCUCCUUUACCUAGCUUAAAUGGUGAAGAAAACUUCUUAGUUAUCAUUCUGAAAGAAUUAUGAAUGAAUUAAGUGCCAAUUGUGCUGUCAAAUUCAACUUCUGUUGUUGAGAUUUGUUCCACAAAUUUUGGCUAUCCAAACUUAAACCACAACUUUAGACCCGAGUUACAAUUAAACCCGACUUCAAUAUACGGGCCUAUGUGCAUAACUCUUACGAACUAUACUGCCACCCAUUCUAAGUUACCCAAUGCACUAUUAUUAUUCACUUUAUGUAUAACAGUUAUGUACGAUUUUUUAAAUAUCGUUUAAAUACGAAUAGAUCACGUUCACA